Molecule: messenger RNA, 4593 nt
Organism: Chroicocephalus ridibundus (black-headed gull)
Lineage: Eukaryota; Metazoa; Chordata; Aves; Charadriiformes; Laridae
Gene: CCNB3
Product: cyclin B3
Exons: 12
Coding region: 3253-4494 (413 amino acids)
Biological process (GO): mitotic cell cycle phase transition; regulation of cyclin-dependent protein serine/threonine kinase activity
Cellular component (GO): nucleus; cytoplasm; cyclin-dependent protein kinase holoenzyme complex
Molecular function (GO): cyclin-dependent protein serine/threonine kinase regulator activity
Source: RefSeq, a predicted model, not a curated record
GGCCUGUUUUAGCAUGGGAAAGGAUAAGGUUUUAGCCUGGGGAAGGGAAAGGGGGAAAAAGCAGUUUGUGUGGAUCCUAUGAGCAAUGCUUCCCUGCCCUUGCUCCUUCUCUUGAGCCUGAGGCUCUCUGUCUGGUAAGCAAUUCCAGAGAUAACGUCCCCAGAUGCCAUGCAGAGGGGCUUCUCGGCAGCCCCACAGUGCCAGGGACCCGAGCUGGGUCUGGGGGUUGCUCCAGCUCCGAAGGGCAGCACGAGGCCUGCAGUGCUGUGGGAAGGGGCUGGAUGGAAGCAGCAACCCAGCUCUUCUCAUGAUAGGGACACUCCAGGCACCGAUGCUCUUGAGAUAGCAGGUAGCAGGGUCUGAUUUUGCAUCCACCACAGCACAUGAAGUACCUGGGCUGGGUACAGCAAGACAGGGCUCGGCAGGACAUUGGUGCACCCCUUAACCCAGCUGCCGGCACUGGUGCUCUGCUGGGGGCUAGGGAGGCACCGGCCCCACCUCUGCAUCCGGAGCCACGCUGUGCUUGGGGGUGGGUGCUCUCCCGGUGCAGCGCCCAGUGCCAUGGCAGUGCAGCAGCCUUGUGCUCCUGCUCCAAUAAGGGGGCAAGGACUGGCGUCCUGUCUGAUUUGGGGGUUUGCUGGGGGAUGCCAGAGCCCAAGGAGAGUUUGGCAGGCUCUCACCUGAAACCAGCCCCCAGCAUCCUUAGAUGAUGGGUCCGACUGAGACCACAGACUCAGCCAGCACAGCUCCUGCUGUAGACCCACAGCGUUCACCUUGCAGGGUCCACUUCUUGCUCCCCGCAUCUUUCCUCCAGUACCCUCAGACGGAUGGGUGGGAUUUCAGCAUGUGUGGUGUGAGCUGCAGCCCCUGCAGAGGGGCUGGGCUUCCCAAGAGCCUGCUGAGGAGUAUCAGCACCCCAGGGACUGGAAAAGCUGGCUUCCCCCUGCCAAGCCUAGGCAGGACACGCAGACAUGGACCCAUUCCAAAGCAGGCAGCUCGCCCAAGCCCCCGCAGAGCCACAGGCAAAUUUGGAUAGGGGUUUUUGGCUGGGGAUCUUAUCCCACAGGCUGAUGCACUGUGUUUCCAUCAGCGGUGGGAUGUGUCUCAGCUCUGCCUGGCGAGUAUGCACCCAACUCGUAUUUUUGGCUGCAGCAUGCGCUGCCCCAACAUGCGCAAGAAGAGGCAGACACCUGGAUCCCAGACCUAUGUCAAGCAAACCUCAGGGAGCUUCCAGGCCAGGGACGGCAGCAGCGGCACCAGGGGAGCUGGGGCUGGAGAAGACAAGUGGCCAAGGAGGAAACAAGAUGGGCUGGAGCCACAGCAGCCCUGUGCAGUUUUGGGGACUGAAGGUUCCCGAGAUCUAUGUGACCCAGGUUUAAACCCCCGCUGGCCCUGCGCACCCCUUGGCCAUGCCGCACCCCAGAGCCGUUCUGCUGCUCCUGGCUGUCAGUGGCCCCAGGUCUUUCUCCUGGAGACGUGGCAGAGCUGCCUGUGAGGAAGGAGAAGAGUCUGAUCCUGCCCACAUGGGAACUCCGCUGGUUCCAAUCUGUUCUCUGAAAACUUGCAAAGGAGCAGAGUUACACUGUGAGCACUGACACAUAUGAGCUUAGAACACCAAUCAUGCGAUUAACAUGUGAGAAGUGGGUGGCUUUUCCAAGACCCAUUUAUCAAAAAACAAAAGUUGUGGGUACAAGGAACCUCAUGCCUACCUUUCCCAUCACAUGUAAUUUGGCUACAAGCCAAACACUUUGUCCCAGAAAUAUGACGGCCUAAGCGAGCCUUCUCCGAGCUGUCCCUGCAUGGCUGCCAGGGUGCGCAGCAGUGAUCCCCCUUGAGCCAGGAUGCCCUCAUGGUGGCUCCUCGAGGCAGAGCGCUCUCACGACAGCAGGACUUUGGUGAGCAGCCAAUGCCACGCAGAGCCCUGUACUAUGGUAACUCUGACUUGUGCCUUGGUGCGUGAGCCGAUGCAGGCAGGACGCAGGAACAACCACAAAACCACGGAUGAAAGGCAAGGAACAAGUUUAAUCUCGAUACCUCAGAGACCAAGGAAUCUCUGAAGCAACACCCCGGCAGAAGCACGCAAGCAGGGACCACGGGCACCGCGGAGUGAGAGUUCCUGUUAGCAAGAGUCCUUGGCAGUGAGAGAGUCCUUGUUAGCAAGAGUGCGCACAGACUCCCUGUUCUUGCUGGUAUCUAAAGGGUUCAAGCAGGCAUAGUUUCCCCACUGUGCUUUGAUCUUCUUCAACAACAGGCCAGGAUUCUCAGGCAGCUAGAUAAGGUGUCCCUGAGUCCAUCUUAAGAUAGGUAACAUAAGCCCGGUCUUAUGUUAUCUAAGUGCAAGUGUUUUUCUUGCAAGCACCCGAGGCUGAACAACAAUUACUGUGAUAUAUGUUUUCCAGUACCCCAGGUGCAAGUCACUUGAGCGUAUUUACAAUCCUCCUCACCAAUCUUCCGUUGCUUUCCCACACUUGGCAACUUUGAUUUUGCCUUGGUAACUUUGACUCUGCCUUGGUAGUUUUGAAUCGUUGUUCAAGUGACUGCGCAGUACAGGAACACAGCAGAACUUGCAACUGAACUUCAUUAAAUUGCACAUCAUGCUAGAACCACUUUUGCCAAUACCUUUGGCAGAGUUCUUUAAGCCAUGUAAAUCGCCCAGUGGAGACACAGGGUUGCAGGAGCAGCGCGGCCAGCCCAAGGUACACCCUGUCCCCCAACCCAAUGCCCAGGGGGCCAAGGGGUACCCCACAGCCUGGGUGGGGGCAGCAGGCCAGGGUGGGGGCCCCAGCGGGGGCGCUAGGCCCACAGGCCUGUGGAGGUCACUCCGUUUCCUCCAUGAAGAGUGGGAGAGCCGGGGCUGCUCCCCCGGAGACCCCGGUCCCACCAGAGGGUAGCAAGAGGGCGGCCGCUCAUCCACCAACACCGAGCCAGGCCUGGCCUGCCAGCCGCCAUAACACGCUCCCCUCGAGACGGGUUUAAAUGGCAACGCGUUCCACCAAUCACCGCCCGUCUUGUCCGUACGGCCCCGCCCCAGCCGCAAGUGCGCCCUUCCAUUGGUCGCCGGGGCUGAAUUUUAAACCCUGCCGCCCUGCCCCUUAGCAACCGUAUUCCUGCCCGCUCGCCCAUUGGCUGCCUCCUGGCCCCGCCCCGCACUCUGAUUGGGGGACGCUCGGCCAGUGCUGGCCGGCCGCUACCGAACUGCUACUUUCAAACGAGCCGGGUCCGGCGGCGGCGGCUGCGCAGGCUUGCUCAUAGAUGCCGAGGGAGAGGAUGCCGUUGCCACGCAAUGCUAAGAUGGUGAGCACCAAGCAUCUCCUAGCAGGCAAGGUGGCCUCUGCUGUGGAGAAUGCCAACCCCGAGAAGCCUCUGUUGCAGGAGGAGAGCUGUCAGGCUAAGAGGUCUCCAUCCUCACCCCAGGGCGGGCCCAAGAAGAGGUCAGCGUUUGGGGACAUCACUAAUGCUCACAAGAACCAGGUGGUAACAGGGAAGGAGGCCAUGAAAGUGGCAUCACACAAAGCACAAAAGGCCCAUGCUGCCCUGGGGGUGGCCAAGAACAAUGAGAUCAACCUGAAAAAGUCAAUGAAGAAAACUACCCCGACAGAAGCUCCUGCAAAGGCCAAGGAGGAUCCCGUGCCAGAGGAGAGAGUGCCAGCACAGGUACCAGCAGUAGAGGACAUAGAUAAGGAGCAGCUGGGUGACCCCUACGCCAAUGCAGAGUAUGCCAAGGACAUCUUCGAAUACAUGCGGGGAAGAGAGGAGAAAUUCGUGCUCCCUGACUACCUGAAGAAGCAGCCAGACAUCAGCGGGGACAUGCGUGCCAUCCUGGUGGACUGGAUGGUGGAGGUGCAGGAGAACUUUGAGCUGAACCAUGAGACGCUGUACUUGGCUGUGAAGCUCGUGGACCACUACCUGGUGGAGGUGGUGAUCAUGAGGGACAAGCUGCAGCUCAUCGGCUCCACUGCCAUCCUCAUCGCCUCCAAAUUUGAGGAGCGGUGCCCACCGUGUGUGGAUGACUUCCUCUACAUCUGCGAUGACGCUUACAAGCGGGAAGAGCUCAUUGCUAUGGAGAUGAGCAUCCUUAGCACCCUCAAGUUCGACAUCAACAUCCCCAUCGCCUACCGGUUCUUGCGGCGCUUUGCCAAGUGUGCCCGUGCCACCAUGGAGACUCUGACGCUGGCCCGAUUCCUCUGUGAGAUGACCCUGCAGGAGUACGACUAUGCCCGGGAGAGCCCCUCCAAGCUGGCCGCCAGCUGUCUGCUGCUGGCACUCACCAUGAAGAACCUUGGUGGCUGGACCCCCACACUGGAGUACUACAGCGGGUACCGCUCCCAGGACCUGCAUCCCCUGGUGAAGAGGUUGAAUUUCCUGCUCACGUACCAGCCCCACGACAAGCUGAAGGCUGUGCGCACCAAGUACUCACACAGGGUUUUCUUUGAGGUCGCCAAAGUCACCCCCAUGGACAUGCUCAAGCUGGAGGAGAUACUGAAGAGCUGCUAGCCCCGUCUCUGUAAAAUAGCCUGUAAAUAGUGCUCUCGGGCAGGGGAGUACCAUGUACAUAAAUAAUAACAAUUUUAACUAAAGGGGAGGGAGGGGGGA